Molecule: messenger RNA, 2292 nt
Organism: Xyrauchen texanus (razorback sucker)
Lineage: Eukaryota; Metazoa; Chordata; Actinopteri; Cypriniformes; Catostomidae
Gene: abcg8
Product: ATP-binding cassette, sub-family G (WHITE), member 8
Exons: 13
Coding region: 105-2138 (677 amino acids)
Biological process (GO): cholesterol homeostasis
Cellular component (GO): plasma membrane
Molecular function (GO): ABC-type transporter activity; ATP binding; ATP hydrolysis activity
Source: RefSeq, a predicted model, not a curated record
CCAGGAUUGCAAGAGGAGCGUGCACUUCUCUAAACAAGAGACCGAACCAAAGGGGCAUAGACCCCUGCUUUUCCCACUUCCAUUUGACAGACUUUUCAGCUACUAUGUCAGACCAGAGUGUUUACCAUUCAGAAGAAAACCUCAGCUCCACAGCCGUCCAGCAGGGCAGGGGUCGAGACAUCAAGCUGUUCUCGUCUUCAGAGGAGGACAGCAGUCUGUAUUUCACUUACAGUGGAGGUCGUAAUGAACUGGAAGUCCGCAAUCUCAAUUUUGAGGUGGACACAGCAUCGCAGAUACCCUGGUAUGAAAGGCUGUCAGAGUUUAAGAUGCCCUGGGAGAUGCACAGCAACAAGCAAACUGCCAUAAAGGAUCUAAACCUACGUGUGCACAGUGGCCAAAUGCUUGCCGUAAUUGGCAGCUCAGGCUGUGGGAAGACUUCCUUACUGGACAUCAUAACCUGUCGAGAUGAGGGAGGCUCUGUGAAAUCGGGAGAGAUUCUGAUCAAUGGAAAACCUUCCACACGAUCUCUGGUGAAGAAAAGCAUUGCUCAUGUGCGUCAGGAUGACCGUUUAUUACCUCAUCUCACAGUAAGAGAGACGCUGGCUUUUGUGGCAAAACUGCGGCUGCCUGCACAUUUCUCCCAGGAACAGAGAGAUCAAAGGGUGGAUGAUGUAAUCGCAGAGCUGCGUCUGAGGCAGUGUGCCCACACACGGGUGGGGAAUGAUUAUGUGAGGGGGGUAUCGGGUGGAGAGAGGAGAAGGGUUAGCAUUGCUGUGCAGCUACUUUGGAAUCCUGGUAUUCUUAUCCUUGAUGAACCAACUUCAGGUCUAGACAGCUUCACGGCCCAUAAUUUAGUCAUUACAUUGUCCCGUCUGGCUCGAGGGAAUCGUCUGGUCUUGCUUUCUGUCCAUCAACCCCGCUCAGACAUCUUCCAGCUCUUUGAUUUGGUGGUACUCAUGUCUUCUGGUUCAGCUGUGUACUGCGGUCAGGCCAAAGACAUGGUACCUUACUUCACUGCUCUUGAGUACCCUUGUCCACGAUACUGCAACCCCUCUGACUACUAUGUGGACUUGAUAAGCAUCGAUAGGCGCAGUCCUGAAAUCGAAGCAGAGUGUUUGGAGAGAACUGGGAUUUUAGCAGCACAAUUUGUAGAAAAGGUGAAAAACACUGAGGAUUUCAUGUGGAAAUCUGAAGAUUGUGGUCCUCUGGCCCUGGACAGCCCUCAAAGCAGUACUCCCUCCAUCUCAAACAAGGAAUCAGUGAUCACAGUGUCCAAACAGAAGAACCGAUAUCCGGGUAAACUGCACCAAUUCACUACCCUGAUUAGACGGCAGGUAUUUAAUGACUACCGGGACUUGGUGACACUAGUAGUUCAUGGUUUGGAGUCGUUGCUGAUGUCACUGCUUAUAGGUUUCCUUUACUACGGGGCUGAAGGAGAGGGUCUUUCUGUCCAAGAUACAGUGGCUCUACUAUACAUGAUAGGAGCUCUGACACCUUUUGCUGUGGUGCUGGAUGUCAUAGCAAAGUGUCAUUCAGAGAGAGCUAUGCUUUAUCAUGAACUGGAAGAUGGCAUGUACUCAGUCACCCCAUACUUUUUUGCCAAGGUCCUCGGCGAGCUGCCAGAGCACUGUGCCUUUACACUGGUAUACGGUGUGCCCAUCUACUGGUUGGCUGGUCUCAACAGUGCUCCCGAUCGAUUUCUUCUCAACUUCCUGUUGGUGUGGCUGAUUGUGUAUUGUAGUCGCUGCAUGGCACUAUUUGUGGCGGCAGUGCUGCCAACACUACAGACCUCUGCUUUCAUGGGCAAUGCUCUCUUCACUGUCUUCUACCUGACUGCAGGCUUUGUCAUUAGUCUGGAAAAUAUGUGGCUGGUGGCGUCUUGGUUCUCUCAAAUUUCAUUCAUGCGCUGGGGUUUUGAGGGAAUGCUGCAGGUUCAGUUCCGUGGAACCAAACUCCCUAUCACUAUUGGAAACUUGACAAUAGAAUUAGAUGGCAUUAAAGUUGUGGAGAUGAUGAAAAUGAACCAGAAUCCCCUUUAUUCCUGCUACCUGGUGCUUAUUGCUGUCGCUGUGGUUUUCAUACUGCUCUAUUAUGUGUCACUCAAAUUCAUUAAACAGAAGUCCAGUCAGGAUUGGUGAAGAACAAUGUUCACACCCAACUAUUGAGGUUUAUUGAACUACCACUGCCUGCCGCUGGAUGGCAGCAAUGUACUGUUUCUGUACUCUCUGUAGUUCUCUGCUGUCAUUUAAUUAUAAGCGUUUUGGCAAACUAUUAAAGCUGAUGUUUAAUACA